Messenger RNA from Vigna unguiculata (cowpea), 1870 nucleotides. RefSeq names its product U-box domain-containing protein 21 pseudogene. The record is from RefSeq and is a predicted model, not a curated record. Lineage: Eukaryota; Viridiplantae; Streptophyta; Magnoliopsida; Fabales; Fabaceae.
CUCUUUUGACGGUUAUGUCUAUUCUCAAAAUUUCUUCAAAUCUUCAAUGGUCAAUAUUCAAAUCCUAACUCCUUCUUCCUAAUAUGCAACAACACAUUAACUUUCUCUCUCUCUAUUCAGUUUGAAUGCUUCUCUCUUAGAAUACUAUUUUCUUGGGUCUAACUUUGAACACACUGAUUCCUGUGUAUGAAACCAAGGACCCCGACCCUGUUCUUAUACAUAUAUAUCACAACUCACACAUGAGACAUGACAUAUAUCUCUGUGAUUCUCUGUAAUAUAUAACUACACGAGCAAACCCUUUUGAAGAUCAUUGAAUAUUCUUUCACCAGAAACCUCAAUUCAAAUUGCAGAAACAGUUUUGGCUUCUAUAUUCAGGUUGCUAGAGAUGGUGUUGGGAUGGAGAAGGAGGAAGGGAAACAGCAAGCACAAAAAAGGUGGGAAACCGAUGAUGGAGUUGGUGGUUCCGAACUCCUUCAGGUGUCCAAUUUCUCUCGACAUGAUGAAGGAUCCUGUGACGCUGUCGACUGGGAUAACCUACGACAGGGAGAAUGUGGAGAGGUGGUUCGAAGAAGGGAACAUCACAUGUCCAGUUACCAACCAGGUUGUGAGAAACUUCGACAUGAUUCCAAACCAUUCUCUCAGGAUAAUGAUCCAAGAUUGGUGUGUGGAGAAUAGGCAACACGGGGUGGAGAGGAUUCCAACACCAAGAAUACCAAUCAGCCCAAUUGAGGUUGCUGAGCUUCUGAUGCAGGUGAAGAACUCAGCAAGGCGUUUGGACCAAUAUGGCUGUGUUGAAUUGGUGCAGAAAAUGAGGAAAUGGGGUGGGGAGAGUGAGAGGAACAAGAGGUGCAUAGUGGAGAAUGGGGCACCUGUGGCAUUGGCUUCAUCGUUUGAUGCAUUUGCCAAUGACUCAGUGGAGAGAAACGUGGUGGUUCUUGAGGAGAUUUUGUCAGCACUGAAUUGGAUGUUUCCACUUCAACUUGAGGCACACAAGUGCCUGGGAUCUCUGGCUUCUCUGAGGUGCAUGGUUUGGUUCUUGAAGCACCAAGAUCUCUCAGGGAAAGAGAAAUCCAUUGUGGCAUUAUCAGAGCUUCUUUCCUUUGGUGAUGUGCAGCAUGUUGAGGCCUUGUCACAGAUUGAAGGGGUGAAUGAACUCUUGGUGGAGUUCAUCAACAAGAAAAUUAGUCCAACCAUCACAAAGGCCUCAUUGAGGGUGGUUUGGUACUUGGUCUCAUCAUCAUCAUCAUCUUCAAAUUCCAGUGAGAAAAUGAAAUUUUCAUUUGUUGAACUGGGUUUGGUUUCUUCUUUGCUUGAGAUUCUCAUUGACUCAGACAAGAGCAGGUAUGAGAAGGCUUUGGCCAUUUUGGAUUCUCUAUUUACCUCUGAAGAAGGAAGAAACAUAGCAUGUGGGAAUGAUCUAACAGUUCCUCUUCUGGUGAAGAAAAUUCUGAGAGUUUCACCUUUGAGCACAGACUAUUCUGUCUCUGCCCUUUGGAAAUUGUGCAAGUUUGGAGAAAAAGAUGAAGGAAGAAGCAUUGUUGAGGCCCUUCAAGUUGGUGCCUUUCAGAAGCUCUUGCUGGUGUUGCAGGUUGGUUGUGGUGAAGAAACCAAGGAGAAAGCCACAGAACUUCUCAAGUUGAUGAACCCUUACAGGGCUGAAUUGGAAUGCAUAGACUCAGAUUACAAGAAUGUUAAGAGAUCAUUUUAACUUCAUUAGGCUGCUUCUUAUUUCUUCAUUACAAGUUUUGUCUUUAAUCAUUAUGUGUAACAUUUUUUUUUGCCUAAAGAUUGCAUCUCUACAAUCUGUGUCAUGGCAUGGGAUUCCAAGAAUCCAAAAGUAGAUAGGGAAAUACAAAUUAUUCUUUUUGUA